AUAAUGUAAUCUGUUACAUUUUCCAUCGGAAAAUUUUUCUGCAGUCAUCAAAUGUGAUAUGAUGCACAGUUUCGCUCGCAUAAGGCUAUAAGUUAUGCACUCGAUGCACGCGAACUCUGUCAAACAAAAAACACCAUUAAAUUCGUAUCGUACGCGUUUAAUCUAUUUCCGUCAACGAUGAUUCGUUAUUGAAAAUGAAUGAACGAAAAUUUGUACAUUCUCACAUUAAAACGAACGCAACGACUCUAUUGCAGGCGAAAACAAGCCUGUUCUAGUUUGUAUAGAAAACGCAGAUUGUUCUCAUCACUGGUUUAUGCUGGGGAUUAAAGGAUGGAAACCAUUGUCAGUUAGAGAUGGGAUCUAUCCUGAAAGGAGUGGUAAUUGGGCAAUUUAUGAAAAAUUUUGCUGAUCAUUGAAAAUUUCCUUCCUCUACACAGAAAAAGAGUAUCAGGACUUCACGUGAGAGAACAUUUUCACUGAUCUUCCUGCUCCUUUGGAUGCUGCGCUUGAUCCGGGAUACUCGAAGCUUUUAUGUAUCAGUUGAGAAAGGGCUCACGUUUCUAGAGCCACUCUAGGAUAGAAGCCUUCGUUUUAGAAUGUAGAUCAAUGUCCCGUUUCCCUGUAUUACCUCAUCUCGAUUUUAUUUUAUACUCGAUAACGGAUAACGAGCUUCUCAUUUUUCUUCUUGUUUUGUUAUUUGCAUUCUUUGACAUCUGGGACGGUACAUUAUAUAGACACAAAUCUACGUAUCUAGCUUAUCUUCUUUUGAUAUACUAAACAAACUUUUUUUUACAGUUCAAUAGAUAUGUCAGUCGUUUCCAUGACGUCAGUAGGAAGGUGAAGAAAGGAGGGAAAAGAUGAAAAUAACGCUACCGGUGUUUAAUAGCUGACAUCAGACGGCACGCAAUACGGAUUCCGAAAGAUAUUUGCUAAAACGGGAGUAGGUUGCGAAGCGUAGGGGUUGCUGAUGGUGGGUGAAGCUUCCGCUUAGAUGUGGCUGGGCCUCGAUCAAGGCCGACCUUGCCAUCCGCUCCUCUCCCCGUUUCAACCCUCUACCCCUGUCGCACCUAACCUACCCCGAAACCAGCCGAAUCCACGCAAUCUCAACAACAACCCCCGAGACUCAAAGUGUAACGGGUGCUCCAAACAGUGAUCCACACCAAUGAAGCCACCCCUUAGAGGACGCAGGAUGAGGACGACGACGUAGCCUUCCUACAUCUCUGCAUAUAUAGUUAUAAGGUUGUGUACGCUACUUGGGGGGUUGGAAGAUAGUCGGCGGCGGGCUGCAAGGUUCAGAGUAGGACGCAGCUCGCAGGAGCAGUAAUAUCGAUCGAUGCUUCGGGGCUGACGGCUCAACGGGGGUGCUGGCAAAGCGUAAGCUCCCAUAAGCAGGCUGGCUAGCUGGCCGGGCGUGGGCAACCCCUCUGUGUCCGCCCGUCUGUCCUCCUCUUUCUGUCCGUCUAUCUGUGCGUCCGUCUCGUCAUCUGAUCGUCUCUUCAUCGGAUUCUCACCCUGUCUCUGUGUCUGAUAUCCUCUGGCUCGUUAGCUGUCAACCCCUACGGCACUGGAGUUGCAGACAACUGCACGACACAGAAGGGUGAACCCGCUGGAUAGGGGAUCAUAUUAUCAUCUGGCGGUGGUGCAUCAUCCGCGAGGAAUCACAGUGCCACGGUUCCCGGGGCACGGAGAACUUGACAGCUUACAACGGACAGGAAGACAGAAAUCAAGAAAUUCCCAAAAAAAGGAGCGGACCGUGCCCAACAAUUCCAAAGUGUAUUAAAGUGUUCCUUAGGAAUUUAUAUAAUUCACCCAGAAGAAGAUCACCGGGUACCAGUUGAAUUUCUUAGUGAGAGAAUCUGUGAUUCAAAAUGUCUAACGUUUCCUGUUUAAAAAAGGUUUAGAAAAUAAGGAACAUGCAAGGAUAUCAGUAUUACAGUUUAUUAUGUGCUGGGAAGGAUUGCACGAAGUUCGUGUCGUCAUUGAAGUCAAAUGUACUUUAGUGAAAUGAUUAUCGAGUCAUCAAUGAGGGAAGAGUCUGAGGGGAGAUCAUGAAGAGAAGAAGGAUCGAUUGACUUUUGAAGCAGCACUGGCUAUCCGGUUUUACGUUUUAAGGCUGAGAGAAUGGAGGACUCGCCACCUAGGAUACGACCUUACCUGGACAGCUGGGACAAUGAGGACAAGUACUCGGUAGCAAACAGUCAGGCGCCACUACAGGCUGGCGAAGAAGAACAUCCUGAACGAGGAACAUGGACCGGAAAAUUCGACUUUCUUCUGUCACUUUUAGGAUACAGCGUUGGCCUUGGAAAUGUCUGGCGAUUUCCGUACCUUUGCUACUCCAAUGGCGGCGGUGCCUUUCUUAUUCCUUUUACAGUGAUGCUUAUCAUAGCCGGACUGCCAUUGAUGUUCAUGGAACUAUCCCUAGGUCAAUACGCGAGUCUGGGACCCGUAGCAGCUUACAAGCGCUUCUGUCCUCUGCUUCGGGGACUCGGAUACGGCAUGGUACUUGUAAGCUCAGUGGUAAUGCUGUACUACAAUCUGAUCAUUGCUUGGACUCUGUACUACAUGAUAGCAUCAGUGAUAGGAGGAGGUGAGCUACCCUGGAGUAUGUGCGAUCCUUCCUGGAGUACAAUAGACUGUUUCACACCGGAAGCUGCUGAGACAUGCGCAGCACAGAACACCUCGUAUUACAAAGGGAAUUGUUUGAAUUCCACUCAGAUGAUUUCUAUGAAUUUAACUAUGCAUAAUAUAACAACAGCCAUAAGGCGGCCGCCAGCUGAAGAAUAUUUUAAUAAUCACGUACUAGGACUGAGUAGUGGAAUCGAAGAAACCGGAUCAAUUCGUCUGCCAUUGGCGGCUUGUCUUUUUCUGGCUUGGGUCAUUGUAUUUCUUUGUCUCAGCAAGGGCGUGCAAAGCUCUGGCAAGGUCGUCUACUUUACUGCACUGUUUCCUUACGUUGUUCUGAUUGCCCUAUUCAUCCGCGGCAUUCUUUUACCUGGUGCCGACGAAGGGAUCCUAUUUUACCUGACACCGGAUUGGCGACGCCUGACGUCUGCGAAGGUCUGGGGCGACGCUGCUGUCCAGAUAUUCUUUGCCUUGAGUCCAGCCUGGGGUGGCCUAAUCACUCUAAGUUCCUACAACAAGUUCACCAACAACUGUUACAAGGACUCUCUCAUAGUAGCUGUCAGCAACAUUGGCACCUCCUUCUUCGCCGGUCUUGUCAUAUUCUCCGUCAUCGGGUUCCUGGCUCAUGAACUAAAUGUACCGGUUGCCUCGGUCGUUGACCAAGGUGCAGGGCUGGCCUUCAUCGUUUACCCUGAGGUCGUCGCUAGACUACCGGUGGCUCCUGUCUGGUCUCUUCUCUUCUUUCUCAUGCUAUUAACUCUUGGACUGGAUUCUCAAUUCGCACUCAUGGAAACCGUAACCACUGCAAUACUCGACGGAAUUCCUGCACUACGGAAUUAUAAGUUCUGCGUCGUCCUAACAGCGGCUGUACUUGGAUAUGCUGGUGGAAUUAUAUUUACUACUAACGCUGGAAUGUAUUGGCUUCAAUUGAUGGAUAAAUACGCUGCCAACUGGUCGGUCCUCUUGAUAGCCAUCAGCGAGUGCAUCCUGGUAGCAUGGAUAUAUGGAGCCGAUAGGUUCUUGGAUGACGUUGAGCAAAUGAUUGGACCACGAGGAAGAGUCUGGAGAUUCUUCUGGACCUGGAUGUGGAAAGUGGUGACACCAGCUGCUUUAUUUUUCAUACUCUUCUUCAACUGGGUCGAAUACGAGCCCCUCAAAUAUGGAGCAUACGUGUAUCCAAGAUGGGCGGAUGUCGUUGGGUGGAUCGUCGGUCUCCUCCCCGUCUUCGUCAUCCUAGGAUUAGCAGUCGUACAGCUGCGGAAAAAACGUCGACGUCCAACGUACGAUGAUGACGAUGACGAGGAUGAUGAUCUCGAUGCAAAUGGAUCCCAGAGUAAGAAUAAGGAUAGAGGAAAUGAGAAAAAUAACAGUGUGUGGUCUCGUGCACGCAGAUUAUUGCAGCCAACUUCAGACUGGGGUCCCGCUACCAGACACCCUUUGACACCCUCGAGGACGCUCACCCAUACUCUACCCCCAGGUCAACCAGGUGGAUACGAUUCGGUACGAGAUACAAUAGUCCUGGUGAACGGUCAGCCAAUGAUGGUCCAGCCGCCAGGGUCAACUGGGGUCAGUCAAAAACUUCCAGGACCGUCAAUUUUGAAAAAUUCAAGCAAAACCGAUCUGAUAACGUCACAGCAGGUCUGACACGACGUCCAUUUCUUCCCGGCGAAAACGUCUUAAGUCAUCAUCGCAAAGACGUCGCGACGCCCUUGAUCCUGGCACUUGAGCCAGACACAAUAAUAAAAGUCGAACGGUCGCUUAACACUGGUUAUUAGUACUCACCAUACUUGAUCGAUUAAUUGUUAAUUAAUGAGAUAUUAUUUUUAUAUUCUUUUAUCUCCCAGUUAUUGUGACUAAAAAAUUAUUCUUUUAUACCGAUCGUUUAUUCGUCAUCGUCGAUCGAUGACGUUAUAAUCCAUUGUCUAAUUAACAAUACGCCGGCGUUAUCAAACUUGUUAUCUCCUAUUACACCAAGUCACUUCCAUGAGAUUAAUAUCAAUUAUAUCUUUGAAGAAUGUUUAUAUUUUUAUGAAGCAAAAAUUCAAGAGCGUCUAAUGAACGAUACGUUGAUAACGGUGCGCAAUUACGUCCAGGCCGCAACUAAGAUCGACGUUAACUAAAACUAGCGAUAAGACAAAUGACACUAGAGAUAAUAUAUUAUAUAAAAUAAGUAUAAAAUUAUAAAAAAUUGCGGUCACGGCCAGGGCUUGUAAUAAAAGAGGCAGGACAGGCUAAACAUGCGAUCUGAAUUUGAUCUCUUUAGAGCAAGAUGAUUAAAUAAAACCAAAUAAAAGGAUGAAGCUUGAAAAUUAAAAAUUACAAAAUAGCCGUCGGAUUUAGGUUAGACUGAUAAGGAUGUUUAUAAUUGUUAGACUUUGAUGGCAGGUCGUCAAACGAAACGAAAAUGAAUUCACAUAUACGUGUACGUACAGUCAAUAAUGAGAAAAAAAAACAGAAUGUAACUCCUUAUUUUGUAUGUGACCUGAUUUGUAAAGUGUUACUAGGUGUAUCAUAUAUAUAUAUAUAUAUAAAUAUAUAUAAAUACUAUAUAUAUUAUCAUAUAUGUAUACACAGAAGAGCGUAUAUCUAUAUGGUAAAUAGUUUAUUACACGUACAAAAUGAAAGACGUUUGAUAAAAAUAAGUUGCCGAUAAAAUGUUGUCAUAUCCGCGCGUAAGGGAAAAUAAGUAAAUCUGGAUGAAAUUAUGUGAAUAGAGAAAAAAAAACAUGUUCGCACGCACGAAUGAUUUAGCUCUAUAUUAUGUUGCGUGCAAUAAUAUCAAUAGAGAAUGUGCUUGAUGGUCGUAUAAUAUUGAUUUGUAACUGUGUUAUAGCGAGAGGCAGAUAAAACGAAGGAUAAAAAGAUUGUUUCGAAAAUAACAAAAGUGAACAGACAAUGAUUUAAUGGGAAAUCAAUCAAUAGGAAAAGUAGCAAAAUAGUAAUUUGAUGAUCAAUCAGUGAUUGGGUCGCUGAUAUAGUUAGGCAAUAUAAAAAGUAUCAAAGUAAAUUGCGUAGCCGUAUUAUUAAUGAAAUAAAUAUUGUCGUUGGGAUAGAAAAGUUCAAAUACAAAAUUUUCAGCAGAAUUGAGUCUCUCGAUGUCGCGCAGUGAUUUGUGCACGCGAACGAAGCGCAGUAGUAUGGAUGAUUGAGACGACUGAGGAGAAAGAAAAUAAAAAUAUUAAUAACUAGGUGCUUGCGUUGAUUGAGGUGUCUAAUUAAUUUAGUCGGUUGAUUGACGGAUUAUAGGUAGAGAGAGAUUUUAAAAAUUGAGAAAUAUUGAAAACAGUAGAGCAAACAGUACAAAGUGACGUGUCAUAGUGCUACCGAGCCGCCGUGUCGAAUUAAAUAAAUUAUUUAUGAAGUGAACGUGAAGUAAAAAGGGAGAAGAGUAGAGAGAAAAAAAAUAAAAGAUGUCUCAGGAUUAGGAACAUUUGAAAUUAGAUAGACUAUGUCUAGUAAAUGGUGGAUAAGGGAAAAUAUAGUGAAAUAGUUUAAAAUUGUAAUUGAAAUAUGAAAAAUAUUGAACAUGGCACCGGGGCUAAUGGGGUAAGAAAAAUUAAAAAAAAAAUAACGUUCAAUGCCAGUCUGAGGUAAAAAAAUAUUAUAUCGUAUAAGAUUUAUGUAUACGUAGAGUACAUAGGUAUAUAUAGACUGUUUAUAUAGAGUAUAAAAUAUAUAUAUUAUAUAUUGGGUUACUCAGCUCAGGCGAUACGAAUAAAUUGAGUAACCCGGUAUAUGUGUAAGAAAUUGAGGUAUCUUCGAGAAAGAUAAUUCACAGUUUAUGUAAUGGCGGCUUUUACGUUGACAGA
Messenger RNA from Cephus cinctus (wheat stem sawfly), 6431 nucleotides. Its product is annotated as sodium- and chloride-dependent glycine transporter 1. The record is from RefSeq and is a predicted model, not a curated record. NCBI's taxonomy places the organism in Eukaryota, Metazoa, Arthropoda, Insecta, Hymenoptera, Cephidae. Bases 2122 to 4266 code for a protein of 714 amino acids. The transcript is spliced from 12 exons. Gene Ontology annotation, biological process: sodium ion transmembrane transport. Gene Ontology annotation, cellular component: membrane.